UUGUCCAGAAGAGAUACCGUUGGUGAGGAUGUAACUUAUUACGACGGAUUGCGAUUGGACUAGAAGGGAAAAGAAACUCCAGUCUUGGUUCAGACAGGACGAUAAUAUUGCUGAAGAUGUUGCGAGCAGUGAGUAGGCGGUCGGAAUUUGCCGAGGAGCCAGAGGGAGAUGAAGGUCUUGAACUGGAAUUGGCCCGUCUCCAGCGGCAGUACCGCAUUAUGGAGGGAGAUCGCAAAGCAUAUUGCGAGGAAUCACAAAAUAUCGUUCGCAAACAAAGGUUUGCGAUAGAGCAGCUGGAGAAGGAGAAGGAGGAGUAUGAAACGAACCUGCGGCUUGCAGAGAGUGAGCAGAACGAGGCUCAGGACCAUCGGAACACGCAGCGCCUCGGCUCACUCCUGAAGGAUCACGAUGGCUACAGGGAAGCCAUCAAUGCGGAGAAGCAGGUCAUUACUGAGCAUGACCAACAGUGUCGUGUCAUGGAGCGCAAGAUUGCCGAGCAGCUCAAGGCCAUGGGAGGCGUGGACAGUCAUCAGGGAAAACACAUGGUCACGCAGAAGCGUGUCAGGGUUCUCGAAAACAGGCUGGACACCGCGACGCUGAAUUUUAACAAGAUGUUGACGCAAAAUGCGGAGCUGCGUGCAAAGAUCGACCACCUGCUGAGUGAACGCUCCCAUUUUGAUGGCAUGUACAAACGCCUGACCAGGUCGCUCGCAGAUGGGAAGAAACGACUCUGUGAGAUUGUCGAGCAAGCAACGCAGGCCUAUGACCAGAGGGAUGAAGGCCAGAGCAAGAUGACCGCGCUGAAGGAACGGUCGGAGAAGGACCAGACGGCGUACAACGUCGAGAUGAAAGAGCUCAACCGCAUCCUCGAUCACGACCAAAAGCUGAAGGAGUUCAUGACCAUCAAGGCCCAGGAGAGAGCCGACCUGCUGAGGGAGGCUGAGGAGAGCGAGAGGAAGCAGAAAGGGUUCGACGACGAGAAGGCGCAAGACAAGUGGCAGGAGGAGACGAUCCAGACGUACGAGCAAGCGUUCGCUCGCAUCCGCGAAGUCACCGGCGAGGACGACAUCGACACGCUGGUGCGACGAUUCAUCGAGACCGAGGAUCAGAACUUUGCGCUGUUCAACUACGUGAACGAACUGAACAACGAGGUGGAACUGCUGCAGGAGCAGAUACACGAUGUUGAGGGAGAGAUGGAUCAGUUCCAUGCUGCAGAAGCAAGCCGACAGAUGGGCAGACAGAAGGAGUUACAUGAACUUGAGGAGCAGCUGCGUCAGGCGACGAGCGACGCCGACGCGUCGGAGGAGAAGCUGCGACUGUGCAACAAGGCUCUCGACCAGCUGAAGGCAGGCGUCGGCGUGCUCUUCGACAAGAUCGGCUGCGACGCGUCCGGCGUCGCUGAGCUGCUCGGCGGAAACCGCGGCAUCACCAACAACAACAUCAUGCUGCAUCUCGGCAUCGUCGAGCAGCGCACGAGCGACCUGCUGCGCAUACUGCACUACCUGCAGCACAAGAAAUCCGAGGAGGAUGAAGAUGCCUCAGUCCCUUCACCGCUGCUCCCUGCACCGACAGUAACGAAGGGAAAUAUGGUAGUGCUUCCACCUACCACGGGGACGACAGCGGACUACAGCAGCGGGAGAAGACCCGUGCCGACUACACGCGGACCUCUGACCCGCGGCCGACUCAAACAUAAGACCUGCGCAGUCUCGCGCGGCGCGAGGCGGGCGACCUAG
Messenger RNA from Priapulus caudatus, 1733 nucleotides. RefSeq names its product coiled-coil domain-containing protein 63-like. The transcript has 10 exons. Bases 117 to 1733 code for a protein of 538 amino acids. Gene Ontology annotation, biological process: cilium movement; outer dynein arm assembly. The record is from RefSeq and is a predicted model, not a curated record. Gene Ontology annotation, cellular component: axoneme. Lineage: Eukaryota; Metazoa; Priapulida; Priapulimorpha; Priapulimorphida; Priapulidae.